Molecule: messenger RNA, 2539 nt
Organism: Poeciliopsis prolifica (blackstripe livebearer)
Lineage: Eukaryota; Metazoa; Chordata; Actinopteri; Cyprinodontiformes; Poeciliidae
Gene: bnip2
Product: BCL2 interacting protein 2
Exons: 11
Coding region: 627-2006 (459 amino acids)
Biological process (GO): apoptotic process
Cellular component (GO): cytoplasm
Source: RefSeq, a predicted model, not a curated record
CAUUAUCCGUUUAACCGUCCAUGGUUGCAACCGUAUGUCGAGGAGCCUGGAACUUUGGCAAGUUCAACCUACCGCUAUUUAUUAAUUUUCCUGAACAAAUGAAGACCUGUGUAGAGUAGGCGGCUGAACAUAUAUUCCGCUUAGAAUUGACAUUUGAUCCAAAACUUAACUUUUAUUAGGCGCAGCUACCUGCUAAGUUAGCUCUACGUAGCCGAAAAAGCUAACGUGACUAACGUUUGUUAACGUCCGCAAUAGAGGGGAGAGCAUUGUGACUUGGAGGAAGGAAGGAAACUUGAUAAGCAGGAUCACUGCGUACUGCUGCUUGUGCAAAGCUAGCACACUUUCAGACCCCCAGCUUCUUACUGUAUCGCGUUCAGAAAAGGUGAUCAAAUCUAAGUACACGGUGUGAUAUUUCACACCGCUUAGCUUAUUAGGUAUGCUGAUUUACAAACGUGUUAGCAACGCGUCGCUUGGCUAGUUUGCGGUUUCCUAGAGCUAGUCCGUUAGCAACAAACUUCUGAAAAAGUUGUUAACUCAGUUUGGCUUUUUGACUAUCAUAGGAAAUAUCAGAAAGAGUAUUUUUUUUUCAAUCGCGUCAGCACCAAGGGAACCUAAUAACAGGACUCAUGGCAUCGGAUGUGAAAGAAAGUGAAGCGGUGUUGAAGGGUGUAAGUGAUACAAGUUCGAACAAUAGCAACCAAGAUUGUGUCACACCCAGCAGGACUGAUGAGGAUUUGGGAAACAGACAGACAACUAGUCUCUCGUCUUCCGGAGUGUCGAGAAAGGAGGGUGGACAGGAUUUACAGGGUAGCCCGGCCUCAGCGUUGGAAAAUCGCGAAAAAUCUCGUCGAGAAAAUGUGACCAAAACAAGAAGGACAACGCCAGGAAAAGUGCAGAAACAGUCUGGAGGAGGAAGCUCUGCCCCGGAUAGCCUUCCCAAGGCGCAUUCACCGCCAGGAGCAUCAGGAAGCUUGGAGCGGCAAGAGUCAGUCGCCACUACAGAAGCUCGUUUGAGAAUGGAAGGAGUUGAGCUGAAGGAAGAGUGGCAAGAUGAAGACUUCCCACGGCCCCUCCCAGAGGAAGAGGAGCUUGAUGAGUUUUUUUCUGGAACCUCUGAAGACAGAGACCCUGGUUAUGGAGAGAACCAAAGCAAGACGGCCAAGAAAAAGCUCUCUGCUCCAGACAUGAGUUUGACUCUGGACCGCAGCGAAAGUUCUCUUCUCUCUGAUGAGUUGGAGGAAAUUACAGAUCUAGAUCUCGAUGACAUGGAGACGCCCUCAGACAACAGCAAUGAAUUUGAAUGGGAAGAUGAUCUUCCUAAGCCAAAAACCACAGAAAUACUACAGAAAACUGUCGAUUCGGUCCAGGAAUAUUCAGCCUCAGAGGAGCGUGAAGAAGGACGCCGAUGGAGGAUUUUCCGUAUUGGAGAUCAAGAUCACAGAGUGGACAUGAAAGCCAUAGAACCUUACAAGAAAGUCAUCAGCCACGGAGGUUAUUAUGGAGAUGGUUUGAAUGCCAUCAUUGUGUUUGCUGUUUGCUUCAUGCCUGAGAGCGGUCAACCAAACUACAGAUACAUCAUGGAUAAUUUAUUUAAGUAUGUCAUUGGCACACUGGAGCUGCUGGUUGCUGAGAAUUACAUGAUUGUGUAUUUGAAUGGAGCAACGUCUCGGAAAAAGAUGCCAGCUGUUAGCUGGCUCAGAAAGUGCUACCAGCAGAUCGAUCGCAGGUUACGUAAAAACCUAAAAUCGCUGAUAAUUGUCCACCCCUCUUGGUUCAUUCGUACCCUGCUGGCACUCACAAAACCCUUCAUAAGCUCCAAGUUUUCUCAGAAAGUCAAGUAUGUGUACAGCUUGAAAGACCUUGCUGAGCUUGUCCCUAUGGAGUACGUGGCUAUACCAGAAUGUAUCAAACAGUUUGACGCCGAAAAAAAUAGGAAAAGGAAUAAAAGAGUUGACCAGGAAAUAUCCGGGAAGGUGGAGAUGGCUGCUGCUGCUGUUCCUGAGUGACCACUUCACAGCGCCUCAUGAGGAGGAGUCUCAAUCUCUUAACUUCUGUCCUCAUGUUUAUGUUCUGCUCAGUUGCAGGAGAAUUUGUUUGCACCUAGAGUGCAUUUUUUAAUCUAUGCUGUUUGUUACAUUUUCAGACAUUUUGGUGUAUCUAUUUCUUGUUUAUCAAACAACCUAACCCUUAUAACUUUGCCCACAUUUGCUGUUUGAAAAAUUGUAUUUUGCUUUUAUUUAGUCCCCUAUGUGAAGCCAAGCCUGUCUUCGGUUUCUUAGUUAAAUCCUCACUAUUUAACACUUUGUUGCAAGUGGUUGCUGCAUGUUCUUCUUUGUUACAUUGAAAUAUAUAUUUAUAUACAAGGUGUUAGAGAUAAAUUUAAUAUAUUUUUAUGAACUGAUUUUUAAACUGAAAUUUAUAGGUGUCAAACUCACAGAGUGGCAUUUUAUGUAAAGUGUUGGCAGCACCUUUUCCACUGUUCAUUGCUGAUGUUCUGUUAAAAUUUCACCUGGGGAAAAUAAAGGUUGUUUUUUUUUUU